Molecule: messenger RNA, 2074 nt
Organism: Siniperca chuatsi (mandarin fish)
Lineage: Eukaryota; Metazoa; Chordata; Actinopteri; Centrarchiformes; Sinipercidae
Gene: irf4l
Product: interferon regulatory factor 4 like
Exons: 9
Coding region: 262-1611 (449 amino acids)
Biological process (GO): regulation of transcription by RNA polymerase II; immune system process
Cellular component (GO): nucleus
Molecular function (GO): DNA-binding transcription factor activity, RNA polymerase II-specific; protein binding; RNA polymerase II cis-regulatory region sequence-specific DNA binding
Source: RefSeq, a predicted model, not a curated record
GGCAGGCAGGCGGGCGGGCAGCGGCAGCAGCAGGUGCGUCCUCCUCAGCAUCCCCGGCUGUGUCUCCGCCCUCCCGCUGCUCGCUAUAGGCUGGAGGAUUUAAGCGCGCCCGCCGUAAUGAUGAGGGCUUUCUGAGACUGAUUGAUUUCAAAACUUGACGGGUUUCGAGUUUCGCAGGUAAGACCACUUCGAUACGGUUCCAAAGCGCACAUUCAGGCCAAGUUAGUCUGCGUGGGAGAUCAGAGGGGGUUAACCUUUAAGAUGAACCAAGAGUUGGAUUACGGAGGCUCCGGGAGCAGCGGGAACGGAAAGCUGCGCCAGUGGCUGAUCGAGCAGGUGGACUGCGGCAAAUAUCCCGGCCUGGUGUGGGAAAACGACGAGAAGAGCAUCUUCAGGAUACCGUGGAAACACGCCGGGAAACAGGACUACAACCGGGAUGAGGAUGCCGCGCUUUUCAAGGCCUGGGCGCUGUUUAAAGGCAAGUUUCGGGAGGGGAUCGACAAGCCGGACCCGCCGACCUGGAAGACUCGCCUCCGCUGCGCCCUCAACAAGAGCAACGACUUUGAGGAACUUGUGGAGAGAAGCCAGCUGGACAUCUCAGACCCGUACAAAGUCUACCGCAUCAUCCCCGAGGGCGCCAAGAAAAGACCCCGACAGGAGGACAGUCCUCUGAGUCCAAUGAGCUAUCAGGUGCACCCCUAUCCAACGCUGCAGACUCAGAUGCCACAGUACAUGACCACACCAGAAUGUAGCUGGAGAGAUUACUGUCAGGAGCAGGCCUCCCUGCCUGACCUGCCCUUCACUCAGUGUCCCUGUCCCCCCCGCAGUCUGACAUGGCAGGGCCCGUCCAUGGAGAAUGGAUAUCAGCUCAGAGCCUCAAUUUACUCGUACAGUCCUGCUGAUAGCCAGCCCUCGCCUUUUAUGGACACCAGCAUCAGAUCAGCGGAGGCACUCUCAGACAUCCGCAUGCUUGUGUCUGUAUAUUUCCGGGACGCUCUGGUGAAGGAGGUGACCAUCUCCAGUCCAGAGGGGUGCCAUAUCACUCCGUGCUCCCCAGAUGAGAAGCACUACCUGCAGCCUGGAGUUCCUGAGGUGGUCCCCCUGCCUGUGGACAGUCUCUCAGCCCAGAGGAGGGCAGAGGAGUGUCCGCCAAGUUCCCCGUCCACCCUGGAGAGGGGCGUGUUACUGUGGAUGGGCCCAGACGGACUCUACGCUCAGAGGCUGUGUCAGAGCAGAGUGUACUGGCAGGGAGGAAUGUCCCAGUACAGAGACAAGCCCAACAAACUGGAGAGAGAGGUCACCUGUAGACUCCUCCACACGCAGGAGUACCUUACAGAGAUCCAGAGUUAUGGGCUCCAUGGUCGGCCGCCACCUCGUUUCCAGGUCCUGCUGAGUUUUGGAGACGAGUGUCUGGAUCUGCAGAGACAAAGACGGACCCUCACUGUCCAGGUGGAGCCGCUGUUUGCCAGGCAGCUCCUGUACUACGCCCAGCAGAUGGGCGGCCACUACUACCGCAGCUACGAGCACCCGGGAGUCACAGACCACAUAAACACCUCUGAGGACUACCAGAGGGCCAUCACACAUCAUCACAGCACCAGCCUGCAGGAGUGAUCUCAGUAGGUUCAAGUGACUGUUGAAAACUUCAAGAUGCAGCAAUUACAUUAUUACAUUUCACACAGGAGACCAGGAAACUCUGAGACAAGAGGACAAACCUGGACAGUAUUAUACAUAAAAUGAUGGACAUUUAAGGAAACAGUUACUGUUUGCCCUGUAGGGUUCUACGUGUUUGUGUGUGUGUGGCUGGAACCGAAGUUGCAGUGUUAUUUUUUUUUACUUACUGUGUUUGUAGGGCACCAUGAAUAUUUUCCUACUGACUAUGCAAAGAAAACUGACAGCUUAGGUGAUUGUACUGUAGAAAACUGUGUGGUGAAUUUUAGUGCCUUAACAGGAUAGUUUGACAUUUUGGGAAAUACGCUUAUUCACUUUCUUGAUGAGAAGAUCGAUACCACUCUCAAGUCUGUACACUAAACAUGAAGCUGGAGCCAGCAGGCAGUUAGCUUAGCUUAGCACAAAG